AUGAUGUCAGAGUUGUCAGCGCAAAAUCUAGCCAUCACAGCCUGGUCACUGGCUGCAUUGGAAACGCGCGAUGUUUCAUUUUUUAAGCAGGCAGCAGAUCCAUUUGUACUUCGACUCCAAGAAUGCAAAGCCCAAGAGCUCAACAACAUGCUUUGGGCUUACGCAACUGUAAACUUUCGACUGCCAUGGCUCUUCUUGAAAUCUGCCAACCAUGCGAUCAGUUUAGGACUGGCGGAAUUCAAAACGCAUGAACUUUCCAUUAUGCUCUGGGCCCAUGGCACCGCUGGGGUUUGCAACCAUGAAUUCUUUGACCAAGUUGUAGACGAGAUCUUAGGUGGAAGAGGGAUUCACAGCUGUGCGCCGCGAGAAAUUGCGAACUCUGCUUGGGCUUACAGUACAAUCAUUGGACGGUGUCAUGUGCCCUGGAUGACAGCAGUCGCCCAGUACUCGCGCAGUCAUGUCAAUGAAUUCGACAUGCAAGGUAUUGGCAACAUCCUUUGGUCCUUUGCCAACGUUUCCACCUAUAGUGAAGCCUUAUUACAUAAGGCCUGUGAGGAAACAGCCAGGCGCUGCUAUAAAGAUGAAGCAUCCCACAAUGUGGCGCAGGUGUUGAGUGCGAUGCAAGCUGCAGGCCUUCAAGAAGUCAGACUUUGUGAAGCGGCUAUUGAUCUCUUUCUCCGUCGCGGCUUUGUUGGUGGCAUUGGAGCUCGGGAAUUUUUGAUCCUGGGCAAUGCUGCUCUGCCAAUGGCAAAUAUCCUGCACGAACGGUGGACCAAUCUGAAGGCAUUGCUGGAGGAACAUAUCUUUCGUCCACUGACGGAGGCAAUACCCCCCAGACAUGGCAUGGCAGAUUGGUCUCAAGUGGAGACCUGCAUCUCACAGCUAGACAUCGAUCAUUUGGGAGUUGGUUUCACUGCAACAUUUUUGAAAAAUAUUGGUGUCUUAGGCUCAGUGCAAGUUCACCAAUCCAGCCACAUAGGCUGCAGCUGGAUUCAAGAAGCAGCACAGGCCUGUGCGCUGGAACGAGAGAGGGCUAUCCAAGCUGGGGCUGAAGAGAAUGCUCCUGCUGAACAACAAAAAUUGGUGAGACAGCUUGAUAAGGUGAACAAGCGCGAAAUUGUUGCGUGGGUUCGGUAUCAGAUUUCCUUGGAUGGUCUCAAACAUGCGGAACAUGGUCGGGCAUUUAGUUGGCGCUUAGAAGCAGAGAUGUCCCAAACGCGCGUUGCGCAGCUGUUGAAGCCGAUGAUGACGAAGAGUCGUAUGGCCCCAAAUAUGAUCGGUGAACAUGACCGCAGUGGGCAUGCAGAACGCUGCGCCCUGCUUCAAGUUGCCUCUGACUGGCUUCAAACUGGCCCUGAAAGGGGGCUGGAGGUACAUGGAGAGAUGUGGUGGAGCGUGCUGAAAUCGGCGAACCGUCCUGAUGCUGAAGCAUCCAAAGGGGACACUGAAAGUUUCGGUCAAGCGCCCAAAGAUGUACUGGCUUGCUUGGCUUCUGUGCUUUUGUAUUUGAAUGGCGACCUAGAUGAUGGUCUUCCACAAGUGUCAGAGCUGGCGAUUGCCAUUCAAGAGGAGCUGGGCAGCUGGGAGUGUGGCAUCUCUUCCAUUUCUGGUGAACAGCAAGAUGCCCAUGAGGCUCUUGUGAAGUUACUAGAGGCUGUCUAUGUUGGACUCAGCAAGCGCAAGGUGGCCGCAUUUCAGAGGCUGAAGCCUUGGGACCCAAUGAGGCCCUAUUGGCUCGGCAGUCCGAACUUUCUCCACUUCUGUGAAGCAUCAGAAGCACUUCAACACUUCCAGGAUCUGUUUGAAGGGGUCCUGGAAGAGAGGCGACUUUGUCGGAGCUGUGGCCUGGUCAGGGUGGAAAGUUGCCCUUCGAAGCAGGCCUUCCGUUGUUUGUCUCUGGAUCUGAUCCAAAUGAAUCACCCGCACUUUUCCAGCGUGAAUUUGGUGAACUUGCUGGGCAGCUCCUACGGUGGAAAACCCACGGAAGAGAUCGACGGUUUGGUUUGCGACCGUUGCUCUUUGGAGGCCUCCCUUCGUCGCGCGCUGUUGGACUCCGGCGCCUCGAUCUUCGCUGCCCGUGCGUGUCAUCGCUUUGCAGCGCUGCUGGAGGCGCAUGCUGCUGGUGCCAGGCUGCCAGAUAUGGAGGGAUUGGAAGCGCUACGACCUGUGGCUGCUCCUCCCUGUGUACUGAAACGUCGCAGCCACGUACGAUCCUUUCGCAUCAGAGUGGCCCCGCGGAUCUUCACCUUUCACAUGCGCAGGCUCAUUUUCGGACCUUUCGGCUUCAUCAAGGUCAGCAAUCCUGUCCGCUACCCUGAGAUCUUGAAUGACCUGGGUCUUAGCGCUGGCUACGGCUUGUGCUCUGUGAUGUCCCACUUGGGGCAUGCGACGGAGGGUCACUUCAUCACCCACAGAGUAUCUUGGCAUGAUGAAGUGAACUAUAUUGACUGCAACUGCAACUGCAACGCCUUUUUCGCUUCACAACCGAAGUGCCAAGUCUUUGGAGUUCUUGAGAGCAGGUGA
Molecule: messenger RNA, 2523 nt
Organism: Cladocopium goreaui
Lineage: Eukaryota; Dinophyceae; Suessiales; Symbiodiniaceae
Source: the annotation of a GenBank genome assembly